CUCGAUAUUUGAUGUUCUCGCUUGCGCUGCUGCCGGGCGCUUGCAGACAUUCUUGGUCACUCACCCUGAAUAUGUCAGGACCGUUUUAGAGCAAAUUUUCUUCCUCUGACGUGUUUCGGUGAAACAUGACGAGAUAACGUUUGCUGAAAACGGCGUUUAUAAGGAUACCCAUAUUGCUUGAUGAGUGCACACACUCACUUCUGCCAGAUUCAUACACUCAUACACAUUUCAUUCGAAAAAAGAGUGCCAAAAUAAUGGAUCUGCAGCCGAAAGAAGUGCUGAAACGGCAGUUUCAGAACUACCUGGAGAUAGCCGACUCUCCAGCUCCUCCAUCCCCGGCUGGCAAGUCAUUUGCCUUUCCCAUCGAUCUGUCGCCAAUGUCCAUGCUGGCCCAGAACAUGGGAAGCGCCAAUCUGGAAGAUCCCGACCUUCGGAGGAGGCUGUCCCUUAGCAGCAUGUGUGACACUCCAAGCCCCCUCUCGGUCAGCCAGCGAAAAUCAAAAAUUCUGACACAAAACACCAGCCAGGACGAAGCAAUCAGCACGCCAAGCAUCUUCAGGACCUCUGCUAAAAUCAGCAGCCCCGGGUCUCCUCUGAGGGCGAGAGAAUGCAAUCAACUGUCUCCGGGUGGAAUUAAAAACAAAGAAAACCAUUCGACGGCUGACUUUCUGCUGAAGGACACCUCUCAGGACAGUGUGCUGGACGACCCGGCGAGCAGCUUCAAGUUUACACAGCCGGCCAUUGUGGCCAAGCUGCGGCAGGAUGUAGCACCAAUAUCACCGCACAGCAACUUCAAAUUCUUCCGCUCCCUUUCCUCCGGCUCCGAGUCCAUCGAUGACGGCUUUCUAGACUUCCUCAAUAGCGACAAAGAGGACGAGCCAAUGUCUCCAAAUGCGCCUUCGGGAAUUAGCAACCUCCUUAAGGGCCACAUCCACGGCGACAGUCCAAAAAGGUCGAUGAGCGGACCCUCGAGCGCGAAAAGAAGUCUCAUUCGCAGCCUCUCCAGCAAUGAUUUUGACACUCCUCCUACCUCAAAGGUCCGCCAGAAUCUGUUCAAGAGUCCGAGUCUUGAAGUGAUUCACGACCCCAUGGAAGUAGUUGGCCCCAAUUCAUUCGCGUUCAAGCGCCCUGUGCCGCCGUCCGACUCAGACUCGUGCAUAGAUUCGCCGUUUCAACCAGCGGCCAAGAAGCGACGCACGUUCACCCCAGCCAAUCCCCUGCGGGAGAACAGCAACAGUCUUCCGCCCAACAACAAUGCACUCACGCAGAGCUCACUGCUCAACUACGGAUUUCAGAAAAGCAAGUCGCCGGCCAUCGAUAAGUUCAAACGCAGCUUCUCCGACACUGAUGCCAUUAUCAAGAACUCCGUUGAAAGAUCUUAUGCCGAUUCUAUGCUGAUUGGCGACUUCAGCAAGCCCUACGUGCUGCCCCUGAUGAACGGGAAACACCAGGAUCUCAAGACGAUCUCGUCAGAAACACUGGCCGGACUGCUGAGUGGCCAGUUCAACCUCGAUCAGAUUGUCUUCCGCGUCGUCGACUGCAGAUACCCUUACGAAUACGCCGGCGGACACAUCCGCGGUGCCAUCAACCUUUUUUCCAAAGAUCUCAUCGAAGAGGAAUUCAUCACAAAGUGCCGCCUACCCAGCGCCUCCUCCGAGCAGAGACACAUUCUCAUUUUUCACUGUGAAUUCUCCUCAGAGCGAGCCCCUUGCCUGUCUCGUUACCUUCGCGGCUGCGACAGGGCCGCCAACAAGGAGUGCUACCCUAACUUGUUCUACCCUGAGAUGUAUCUGCUGCACGGCGGCUACAAGGCCUUCUUCGAGUCGCACCCGGAGCUGUGCGAGCCGCAAAGCUACACGCCCAUGCUGAACCAGGGCAACGAGGCCGACCUGAAGCACUUCAGGUCCAAGUCGCGCUCGUGGGCCGGUGACGUGAAGAGCAUCCCGAACAGCAGACUGAUGCCCAGCAAAUUUUCGCUGAAACGCCUUGACGUCUGAUUUUUUCUAAAUGAAUUUCACAAUCGCAUUACACAUCACAGUUUUUGAUACUUGUAUCAGUUCUCCCAGAUGAUUUAUAUAACGCCCAGUUAUUUGUUGUGUAAAUAGAAAUUUAACGGAGCGUAAGCGUUUUUGUGGUGUUUGUUGAAUUAGGUCUCUUUGUCUGCCUCAUUGACUAGAAGUGCUCAAACAUGUAUUUUGCUAACAAAUUUCACUGCUUUGAUCUUCACCCGAGGAAUGCGGAUUUAAAAAGGGUUUUUUCCUCUCUACCUUACUUUCCUCCACUUGGCUGUCGCGUUUGAUAUUCUGUGGGACUUUACUAACUUGAAUAAAACCACAAUGAUGAAAGCCUCCUCUUCCCAACUGACUUUUGAGGAUGAGUGUGUUCAACGUGUACCAGGAUUUUCGUAAAUAUCGCUACGUAAUUUUGU
Cloeon dipterum is the source of this 2428-nucleotide messenger RNA. Its product is annotated as M-phase inducer phosphatase-like. The coding region runs from base 255 to 1997 and encodes 580 amino acids. Lineage: Eukaryota; Metazoa; Arthropoda; Insecta; Ephemeroptera; Baetidae. Gene Ontology annotation, molecular function: protein tyrosine phosphatase activity. Gene Ontology annotation, biological process: positive regulation of G2/MI transition of meiotic cell cycle; G2/M transition of mitotic cell cycle; positive regulation of G2/M transition of mitotic cell cycle. Gene Ontology annotation, cellular component: nucleus; cytoplasm. The record is from RefSeq and is a predicted model, not a curated record. The transcript is spliced from 10 exons.